Molecule: messenger RNA, 456 nt
Organism: Dentiscutata heterogama
Lineage: Eukaryota; Fungi; Glomeromycota; Glomeromycetes; Diversisporales; Gigasporaceae
Source: the annotation of a GenBank genome assembly
AUGAGCAAAGUAGGAGUAUUCUAUACAACAAAUGGAAAAGAAAUCUGCUACUGCACUGAUUGCAGAAAGCAAGUAAGAACAAAAAGUGAACAACAAUCUAUUAGAGGAAUAAACAUUAUAUACUUCUAUUUGUUGGGAAUAAUCCAACAACUGAUAUUAGAUGCCAAAGGUGUACAAACUGAAUCAUAUUUUGAAUCAUACAAAAAAUCAAUAAUAAUCUUUACAAAGAAAAUAAAACAGAAAAUAUUUUUCUUUAAGAACCUUACUGAAGAAUAUGAAAUUCCACAAGAAUAUCAUAAUAGAUUAAUAGAUACACUUCUUGCUGCCAAUCUCAUUGCCAAUGAAAUAGCAAACAUAGAUAAUGACUACUUAGAUGAGAUUUAUUUCAAAAUAAAUAAUAUACCCCAACCAGAUACAAUAUAUACAGAAAUAAUCAAAUAUUUACAGAGCAUCUAG